AUGUGCAAGUCUUAUGAUGUGAUAGUCUUGAUGUCCAAGUCUUAUGAUGUGAUAGUCUUGAUGUGCAAGUCUUAUGAUGUGAUAGUUUUGAUGUGCAAGUCUUAUGAUACGAUAGUCUUGAUGUGCAAGUCUUAUGAUACGAUAGUCUUGAUGUGCAAGUCUUAUGAUAUUAUGGUCUUGAUGUGCAAGUCUUAUUAUACGAUAGUCUUGAUGUGCACGUCUUAUGAUAUGAUGGUCUCGAUGUGCACGUCUUAUGAUGUGAUAGUUUUGAUGUGCACGUCUUAUGAUACGAUAGUUUUGAUGUGCAAGUCUUAUGAUACGAUAGUCUUGAUGUGCAAGUCUUAUGAUAUGAUGGUCUUGAUGUGCAAGUCUUAUUAUACGAUAGUCUUGAUGUGCACGUCUUAUGAUAUGAUGGUCUCGAUGUGCACGUCUUAUGAUGUGAUAGUUUUGAUGUGCACGUCUUAUGAUACGAUAGUUUUGAUGUGCAAGUCUUAUGAUACGAUAGUCUUGAUGUGCAAGUCUUAUGAUAUGAUGGUCUUGAUAUGCAAGUCUUAUGAUACGAUAGUCUUGAUGUGCACGUCUUAUGAUGUGCAAUUAUGUUUUGUCUUGAUAUUCAAUGUGGUAUGA
Messenger RNA from Lottia gigantea (owl limpet), 627 nucleotides. RefSeq lists its product as hypothetical. NCBI's taxonomy places the organism in Eukaryota, Metazoa, Mollusca, Gastropoda, Lottiidae. Bases 1 to 627 code for a protein of 208 amino acids. The record is from RefSeq and is a predicted model, not a curated record. The transcript has a single exon.